CUAAGUCGUUUUUGAACGGUGGGAAAGUUUGGCUCUGAGAUCUGUGAUCACGAUGUCGCUGAGCAGCAGCUGCAGCCUGGCGCUGCUCGGGCUUUUCUGUCUCCACUUGACCGCACAGGGGAAGUUCACCGCUCUGGACCACAUCAGCUCUAAAGCCAGCGACAAGGCGCAGGGGCGAGCGGUGGUGGAGCUGCUGAAGCGGCUGCUCGGGAACAGGUCCACGGAGUUCAUCGUGUCCGUCAACAGGAGCCUGUCCAACGACAGCCUGGACGUGUGCGAGCUCAGGUCCACGAAGAACAACAAGGUGGUGGCCACGGGCAGCAGCGGAGUUGCCCUGGCCUCUGGCAUCUACAACUACCUCAAGUACUUCUGCAGCUGCCAUGUUUCCUGGUCCGGGGACCAGCUGGAUCUGCCCAGUCCUCUGCCGAGGCUCAGCGGCGUCCAGCGCAUCAGCAGCCCGCACAGAUUUCGGUAUUACCAGAAUGUCUGCACUUUUAGCUAUUCCACUGUGUGGUGGGACUGGCCGAGAUGGGAACGAGAGAUUGACUGGAUGGCACUUAAUGGGAUCAAUCUGCCACUGGCGUUCACUGGACAAGAAGCCUUAUGGCAAGAGGUUUACCGUUCUCUUGGACUAAACCAGUCGGAGAUCGAAGAAUUCUUCUCUGGCCCGGCGUUUCUCGCCUGGAACCGAAUGGGAAACAUGUUCAAGUUUGGUGGGCCUCUGCCGCAGUCCUGGCAUGUGAACCAGCUCAACCUCCAAUUUAGAAUAUUGGAGCGCAUGAGGUCAUUUGGCAUGACUCCUGUGCUGCCGGCCUUCUCUGGGAACAUCCCCAAGGGAAUCCUCAGGUUGUAUCCAACAGCAAACGCAACCAGACUCGGGUCUUGGGCUCGUUUCAACUGCAGCUACUCAUGCUCCUAUAUCUUAGACCCUCGGGACCCCCUUUUCCUCCAGAUUGGGUCCCUCUAUCUGUCCCAGGUGGUGAAGCAGUUUGGGACGGAUCACAUUUACAACACUGACACCUUCAAUGAGAUGAAUCCUCCGUCCUCUGACCCCACCUACCUGUCAGCAGUCAGUCGCUCUGUCUUUGCCUCAAUGACUGCAGUUGAUCCUCAAGCAAUUUGGCUGAUGCAAGGCUGGCUCUUCUUCAGUGAUGCAGCAUUCUGGAAGCCAGCCCAGAUUCAGGCCCUACUACACGGAGUGCCCCUUGGACGAAUGAUCGUGCUCGACCUGUUUGCCGAAACGGAACCAAUUUUCUCCUACACUGAGUCAUUCUAUGGACAACCAUUUAUCUGGUGCAUGCUGCAAAAUUUUGGUGGUAACAAUGGUUUAUUUGGUGCGGUGGAAAGCAUCAACUCAGGGCCCUUUAAAGCAAUGCAUUUCCCAAACUCCACUCUUGUGGGCUUAGGAAUGACACCAGAGGGCAUAGAGCAAAAUCCUGUGAUGUAUGAGUUGAUGAGCGAGCUGGCUUGGCGCAAAGAGCCUGUCAACUUGUCCAAGUGGGUAUCCCUGUAUGCAAUACGCCGUUACGGCAGCACAAAUGAAAACGUAACCGCUGCAUGGGUGCGCCUGUUCGCCAGUGUCUAUAACUGCACGGUGCCACAUUAUCGAAACCACAACCACAGCCCACUGGUGCACAGGCCUACCUUUCACAUGAAUGCUGGCCUUUGGUAUGACCGGGCAGACUUGUUUAAAGCCUGGAAACUGAUGGUAGAGGUCGCUCCUUCGCUCAUGACCAAGGAAACCUUCCGGUACGACCUUGUGGAUGUGACUCGGCAGGUCCUACAAGACCUGACAACAAGCUAUUAUCAAGAUAUCAUAAAGGCCUUCCAGACCCAAAAGCUGACAGAUCUGCUGACUGCAGGCGGCGUGCUGAUUCAUGACCUCCUGCCUGAGCUCAGUAAUUUGCUGAAUAGUGAUCGCAAUUUCCUGUUAGGGACGUGGUUAGAGAGUGCACAAUCCUUAGCCCUGGAUGAGAGGGAGGCACAGCUCUAUGACAUGAAUGCCAGAAACCAGCUCACAUUGUGGGGUCCCAGUGGUGAGAUCCUGGACUAUGCCAGUAAAGAGUGGGGAGGGCUCAUGGAAGACUACUACGCCCAGCGCUGGGGGCUGUUUGUCCACACGCUAGUAGAGUGUCUGGACAGAGGUCGACCAUUCAAGCAGGACACCUUCAACCAGGCAGUUUUUCAGGUAGAAAAGGGAUUCAUUUACAACCGCAGGAAGUACCCGACCGAGCCUCAGGGAGACACAUACAAGAUCGCCCACAGGAUCUUCCUCAAGUACUACCCACAGGCCUUAAAGGGGCUAUAGUGAGCACAGACUGCACUGUGGAAAAAAACUGGCCUCAUGUCACAGCAAGAAGAAUGUUUUCCUUCACCUCCAGUUCUACAUGGCUGUCCCAAAACAUUUUGAUGUAGAAAAUCUAAUGGCCUGAAUUCACAGGAACAGUGUGCUUGACAUACUAUAACUAUUGUAUGAUAAAAGUGUUCUCCUGACACUUACACUAUUUGUAUAUGCAUCCAUUCCUUAUAACAGAGGAGAGUAGAAAUGAAAAGUUGAGUUAAUGAGUUACUGAGUUAGAGACGAUCGUGUCUUCAUGUGCAUGUGUGCAUGUACCUGCGGGUGCAUGCAUCUAUUGAUGCCUUUUGAUUCACCUAAACUUAAAGAAACGUUUUUUAAACCUCUACAUUGUAUUUAACAGAAUGGAUAUUAUUUGUAUGUGGGUGUUAUUUUUGGUGGCUCAGACAAGAUGAGGGCUAUGUAAAUUUGUAGUAGAUACCGACCCAUAAUAAACAGAGACACGCACGUCCACAGGUGAUGGUACGGUUAAGCAGCAUGCCUUUUGCUGGUGGCAGGAAAACCAAGCACACACAGGGAGAACAUGCAAACAGAACCGCCCUGCACAACAGUGACACCUCAGGGAGCUGUAGACGUGUGGUUUCACUGUAUAGCCCCCCCCCCACCCCUCUGCCUGCACUCUUUGUAAGCUCUUUGUGUAAGCUAGGCAAACCAUGUCCCAACAGUAGCUUGACAGAUAUGAAUCUGAUGUCAUUGUCUGAUCUGGUUCUCAGAAAGAGAGCAGAUAGGCACGUCUCCUUAAAUGUUGAACUAUUCCUUUAAAUCACACAUCCUAUACUACGUCAACAGGUGGCAUGUUGGUAUCAAAAUGCCUGUUACCUGUCAGCAUGACGUGAAUCUGAAUAAUGUCUCUUAUUCUGAGCAAAGUGACCGACAGGUUUGUUGGCUGUAACGUCACAAACAAAUGGGUCAGUAGCAGUAACCAAUCAAUUGGGAUGUUUUGAUCUUGCUCACAUGGUCAGUUAAUCUGGGACGGAGUUGGUGUAAAGGUUUUAUUGUAACUUACUACUUUGUUGUGCCAAGAUGGCUUCUCCCUUUUUAAAGAUAUAUUUUUGUAUGAACAUCUAUAAGUGUUAAACUGAGGCACCUCACAUGUACGACGACAACAUCUGAAGAAUGCUAUUUCUUCAGUCACAUAUUUUUUUAUUUUGGAACACUCAAAUGUAGCUGAUUCCUUUUGUGAUGCAUUCAGUUGUACUUCAGGAUAAUUUCUAUGUUAUGGGAGAAUGUUAUGUUAUGAGCACAGCUGAAAUUCAUAAUAUUCAUAAUAUGCCAACAAACGUAUUGUAUUUUUGUAUUUGGAUUAAUUAAACUGUUGUGAUCCUUCAACUCAGGCAUGUCAUUAAAGUUUUCAGGGUAAGUGACUAA
Limanda limanda (common dab) is the source of this 3724-nucleotide messenger RNA. It is a transcript of the gene naglu, whose product is annotated as N-acetylglucosaminidase, alpha. The record is from RefSeq and is a predicted model, not a curated record. The transcript is spliced from 6 exons. Lineage: Eukaryota; Metazoa; Chordata; Actinopteri; Pleuronectiformes; Pleuronectidae. Bases 53 to 2308 code for a protein of 751 amino acids.